Messenger RNA from Rhodamnia argentea, 1813 nucleotides. Its product is annotated as sulfoquinovosyl transferase SQD2. The coding region runs from base 16 to 1602 and encodes 528 amino acids. Gene Ontology annotation, biological process: sulfolipid biosynthetic process; glycolipid biosynthetic process. Lineage: Eukaryota; Viridiplantae; Streptophyta; Magnoliopsida; Myrtales; Myrtaceae. The transcript is spliced from 11 exons. The record is from RefSeq and is a predicted model, not a curated record. Gene Ontology annotation, molecular function: UDP-sulfoquinovose:DAG sulfoquinovosyltransferase activity. Gene Ontology annotation, cellular component: chloroplast envelope.
ACCACCCCACAAGCCAUGUCCCCUUCUCUCUCCAUCAGCCGCACUCUCUCUCCUCCCUCCUUCCCUCCCCGCAUCGCCUGCUCCGCCGCCCCUCCUCCUUCUUCUUCUUCUUCUUCUUCUUCUUCUUCUUGCUCUGUCCCUCCCGCGAGGCGGCCCCGCCCCCUCUCUUGCUCUUCCCGAUCCGGACCCAUUUGCCUGUUCGCUCGGCCCGCGUGGUGCAGAGGCUCGGUGGGCAGCAGCGGCGGCAGCAGGAGCAGGAGGAGGAGGAGGAGGGAGGUUCUUGUCAAAAUGACCAUCAGCGAGCUCAGGAAGGAGGAGGAGGAGGAGGAAGAGGCUCCCCCUCUUUUGCUCGAUGCCGAGAACAGCUCGAGGCCUCGUCGGAUUGCUCUCUUCGUCGAGCCUUCUCCCUUCGCCUAUGUAUCAGGCUACAAGAAUCGGUUCCAGAAUUUCAUCAAGUAUUUGCGUGAAAUGGGAGAUGAGGUGAUGGUUGUGACCACACAUGAAGGAGUACCUGAUGAAUUUUAUGGGGCUAAGUUGAUCGGAUCACGAAGCUUUCCUUGUCCGUGGUAUCAGAAGGUUCCUCUUUCCCUGGCUCUCAGUCCUAGAAUAAUUUCGGAGGUUGCAAAGUUCAAGCCUGACAUAAUCCAUGCAUCGUCACCGGGUAUAAUGGUUUUUGGUGCGCUUGCCAUUGCAAAAAUGUUAUGUGUUCCCAUAGUUAUGUCUUACCAUACUCAUGUCCCAGUUUACAUACCAAGGUACACGUUUAGUUGGCUGGUGCAACCCAUGUGGCUGAUAAUAAAAUUUCUUCACAGAGCUGCUGAUCUGACUUUGGUGCCAUCAGCUGCAUUAGGGAAGGAACUCCAAGCUUACAGAGUCACGACAGCAAACAAGAUCCGCCUUUGGAAUAAAGGUGUUGAUUCUGAAAGCUUCAACCCUCGUUUCCGUUCUCAAGAAAUGCGAUAUAGACUGAGCAAUGGUGAACCAGAGAAACCGUUGAUUGUUCAUGUUGGAAGACUUGGGGUUGAGAAGAGCUUGGAUUUUACUAAAAGCGUGAUGGACAGGCUCCCUGAUGCACGGAUUGCGUUCAUUGGUGAUGGACCCUACAGGGAGGAACUGGAAAGGAUUUUCACCGGGAUGCCUGCAGUAUUCACUGGGAUGCUACAAGGUGAAGAGCUAUCCCAGGCGUAUGCAAGUGGUGACGUAUUCUUGAUGCCUUCAGAAUCCGAGACACUUGGCCUUGUCGUUCUGGAGGCCAUGUCCUCGGGUAUUCCCGUGGUGGCGGCUCGCGCUGGAGGGGUACCGGACAUCAUCCCUCCGGAACAGGAUGGGAAAACCAGUUUCCUCUUCAAUCCCGGAGACCUAGAUGACUGCAUGAGCAAACUCCAGCCUCUUCUGCAGAACGGUGAGUUGAGAGAAACCAUUGGUAAGGCUGCUCGCGAGGAGAUGGAGAAGUACGACUGGAGAGCAGCCACGCGCAAAAUCCGCAAUGAGCAAUACAAUGCGGCCAUCUGGUUCUGGCGCAAGAAGAGGGCGCAGCUGCUCAGGCCGAUUCAGUGGCUAGCUAAACGGCUCUUCCCAUCCCCGGAAGUGACAUACAGGUGAUGGUGAUGAUGAUGAUGACCAUGAUGCCUCAGUUGUGAACGUUUGCAUUUGUGAUACUUUGAAGAGUCAUUUGAUCUGUGCCUCUUGAUGUAUCUUCUGUAGUGUCCUAUUGUUGGGGAUAUGUUCAUUUGUUGUAUAAUUGAGGGACCAUAAAGUCGUGGUCAUUUGCGACAUCGAAAUUUAUCAACAAGGAUGUCAUUUUGGUUUGCAA